Venustampulla echinocandica is the source of this 11568-nucleotide messenger RNA. RefSeq lists its product as uncharacterized. Gene Ontology annotation, cellular component: nucleus; SAGA complex; NuA4 histone acetyltransferase complex. The coding region runs from base 1 to 11568 and encodes 3855 amino acids. NCBI's taxonomy places the organism in Eukaryota, Fungi, Ascomycota, Leotiomycetes, Helotiales, Pleuroascaceae. Gene Ontology annotation, molecular function: transcription coregulator activity; protein binding. Gene Ontology annotation, biological process: regulation of DNA-templated transcription; DNA repair. The transcript is spliced from 4 exons. The record is from RefSeq and is a predicted model, not a curated record.
AUGUCUGCGAGCACUAUCGACCUGGUUGUGCAGCGACUAAGCUCUGUAGAUUCCGAUGUCAAAAUCAGGGUUGAGGCCGCAGCGCAGCUGCGCGACAACCUUGAGCACUACAUUUCGGGCCCUAUAUACCCAGCCUUCUUGAAGAAGCUCAUGCCCAUCUUCAUCAACAUUCUCAAAGGCCCGCCGGUUUUCGUCAGCACAUCUGCUGAGCAGAAAUUACGAAACACGACCCUCGAAAUCCUCCAUCGUCUGCCUACGAACCCCCCCGAGUCAUUCGAACCUUAUGCGAAGGAAACGGUGGAUCUGUUAAUGAACUUGGUGAAAUGUGAUAAUGAGGAAAAUGCGUCACUAUGCGUCAAGACGAUUAUGGACAUCAUGCGGCACCAGACCAAGGUGCUGGAAGAUAAGGUGCAGCCUUUUCUGACCCUCAUUCAAGAGCUAUUUGACCAGAUGGAGUCUGUGGUGCGGGAUCAGUUGGAUAGUUCUGCAGCGGUGGUGCUGUCGACCCCAGGCAGCUCCCAAGCCUACCAAAAUUCACCGCGACCCGGUUCGCCAGUUGCAUCGGUGGCAGAUCUCGGUGCAGACCCCCAACAGCAAACCCGGCCGCUCUUGAAGGGGAUGCAGUCGUUUAAGGUUCUGGCAGAGUGUCCGAUCAUAGUUGUAUCUAUUUUCCAGGUAUAUCGAUCAACUGUUGGGCCGAACGUCAAGCUCUUUGUGCCCCUCAUCAAGACUGUCCUUCUACUCCAGGCGAAACCGCAAGAGCAGGCACAUCUUGAUGCUGCGGCGCGGGGCACAAUCUUCACCGGAGUGAGCCCAAAUAUCAAGAACAGGGCGGCUUUCGGAGAGUUCAUCACCGCUCAAGUCAAGACCAUGAGUUUCCUAGCAUACCUCCUGCGUGUUUACUCGCAGCAACUGAACGACUUCUUACCAACGCUCCCAAAUAUAAUAGUUCGGCUGUUGAAGGAUUGCCCGCGUGAGAAAUCUGGGGCGCGCAAAGAACUAUUGGUUGCUAUUCGACACAUCAUCAAUUUCAAUUUCCGUAAGAUAUUCGUGUCCAAGAUCGGCGAACUUCUUGAUGAGAAGACGCUGAUUGGUGACGGAUUGACGGUCUAUGAGACGAUGAGGCCUCUUGCAUAUAGCAUGCUUGCCGACCUCAUUCAUCAUGUUCGAGAGGCGCUCGAGCCGGAACAGAUACGGAAAACCGUCGAAGUGUACACCAAGAAUUUGCAGGAUGACUUUCCGGGCACCAGCUUCCAGACCAUGAGCGCCAAAUUGCUGCUUAAUAUGGCCGAAUGCAUUGCGAAAAUGCACAACAAACAGGAUGCUCGCCAUUAUCUUAUUAUGAUACUGAACGCGAUUGGAGACAAGUUUGCCGCCAUGAAUCGACAAUAUCCCAAUGCUGUGAAGCUCUCCAAGCUCAACCCAAACCAGUCUAUCGAUGCUCCCCCUGAGCAGUACCUGGCAGACAAGGAGCACCCGCCUGAUUGGGACGAGAUUGACAUUUUCACGGCCAUGCCAAUCAAAACAUCAAACCCGCGUGAUCGUGGACUUGAUCCAGUUGCUGAUAACAAGUUUCUCUUCAAAAAUCUCAUGAACGGACUGAAGAAUACAUUUUAUCAACUGAAAGCAUGCAAUGUCGGCACGCCGAUAGAUCCCAACAACGCCCCGGCUCAUUGGCAGGAUGUCUCGUACGGGUUUUCGGCGGAGGAAGUUCAGGUCAUCAUGAAGCUGUUCCGCGAGGGUGCCUACGUCUUUCGAUACUACGAGAUUGAAAAGCCAGCGACGGAAUCUCAGUAUUCAUCACCGGUCGAGUUCAUGGCAAACCACUAUAUGAUUUCCAGCAGCAAGGAGGAGAAGGACCUUUUAGAGACCUUUGCCACAGUCUUUCAUUGUAUUGAUCCGGCGACAUUCCAUGAGGUCUUUCAUGAGGAAAUCCCCAAGCUUUAUGACAUGAUUUUCGAGCAUACCGCCCUCCUUCACGUUCCACAGUUUUUCCUUGCUAGCGAGGCAACCUCACCAAGCUUCGCAGGCAUGCUGUUGCGCUUCCUCAUGGAUCGUAUAGAUCAGGUGGGCACUGCUGAUGUGAAGAAAUCAUCGAUUCUUCUUCGCCUAUUCAAAUUGGCGUUCAUGGCUGUCACGCUGUUCUCGAACACAAAUGAACAGGUACUGCUGCCUCACGUCGUUGAUAUCGUUACGAAAUCGAUAGAGCUGUCAACAACUGCCGAAGAACCCAUGAACUACUUCCUGCUUCUAAGAUCCCUUUUCCGAAGCAUCGGCGGCGGGAAGUUUGAGCAUCUCUAUAAACAAAUCCUUCCACUUCUGGAGAUGCUCCUGGAAGUCCUCAAUAACUUACUUUUGGCAGCACGAAAGCCAGCGGAUCGUGAUCUCUAUGUAGAGUUAUGCCUUACAGUGCCAGCAAGACUGAGCAAUCUGCUUCCUCAUCUGAGCUACCUAAUGCGGCCUCUCGUCGUUGCGCUGCGACCCGGCUCUGACCUCGUCGGCCAAGGGCUGCGGACGUUGGAGCUCUGCGUUGACAACCUCACGGCCGACUAUUUGGACCCGAUUAUGGCUCCCGUUAUUGACGAGCUAAUGACUGCUCUGUUUGAUCAUCUGCGGCCGACUCCCUACAGCCACUUUUACGCCCAUACAACAAUGCGAAUAUUAGGCAAGUUGGGAGGUCGUAACAGAAAAUUCAUGACUGGCGCUCCUCCCUUGACCUUCCAGCAGUAUUCUGAUGAUGUAACAAGCUUUGACCUAAAAUUGAUUGGCUCGAAGAAAGACAGAGCAUUCCCCGCUGAGAUUGGAAUCGACCUUGCCAUCGGAAAAUUGAUGGAGGUUCCAAAGGCCGCUGCGGCAAAGAAGUCGGAUAGUUACUACAAGAGGCAGGCUCUCCAACUUGUCAAGACGCAACUCAAAUUGCGCCUCGGCAUCGACAAUCUUCCCGACGAUUUUGCACGACUGGUUCGUCUGCAAGCUCAGGAUUUGCUGGCAAGAAGGUGCGAUGUCGAUCUGUCGUCACUGGAGUCCUCUGAUCGCCAACGCUCCGUAUUCAAGAAGGAUGAGCAGGAUGCGAUGCUGAAGAAGCUUCUGAAGGCCUGCAUUUUUGCCGUCUCCCUUCCCGAAUUUUCUGCUGAAGCACAGGCACUGUUAACCAACAUCUGCAGACACUUCACUAUUCUCGAAGUGGGCAAGACAUUGUUAGACCUGAAGCGAACAAGGCAACCAUUUGAUGUUAAGGCAGGGGAAGGACCUCUGUUCAUCGACAGCAGAAUCCUUGGCGAUGCUAUAGUUCAAUCAUUAUCGUCCGACAUGCCUGCAGUGCGUGAAGCUGCGCAGCUUGCAAUCCGAGAAGUCUAUGACUCGACUGCCACAAUUUUUGGGUCGUCCGACAAUGUAUUCCGAUUGUCAUUCUUCACCUAUCUCAGCAGCACUUUUUGCCAUGCUUGCUAUGAGGAGGAGUGGUUUACCAAGGCUGGUGGAAGUCUGGGCAUCAACUUCAUGAUUACUGACAUCAAUAUGGGCAAUGCAUGGGUCCAAGAUCGGCAGAUUGAUUUUGCAAGAGCGCUCCUGUAUGUCAUCAAGGAUAUGCCUCCUGAUCUUCCUGCGAAGACUCGACGAGGAGCGCAAGACACUCUUGAAAUUCUCCUGCGACGCAGCAUGAAGAAUGCUUCCAAAGCAGAUCUCGUUCCUCCUGCUGCACCUCAACCAGGACAGCCUCAGGUACGCGCUUCUCGACUACUUCAACUUUGCGGAAUCUUGAACACCGAGCUUUCUCAUAUGAACAAACAUGUCCGCGAAGCAGUCAAGCAAGCCCUGGAAAUCAUCGCGAAAGAGCUCGGGGUUGAGAUUUAUGACUUGCUUGAGUUUACCAAGGAACGCUGUCUGUCACCAAUCUACAGCAAACCGCUGAGAGCGCUUCCCUUUGGUGUUCAGAUUGGCUUCAUCGACGCAGUCACUUAUUACAUGGGCUUGAAAAAUGACUUUGUUCCCUUUGAUGAUCACCUCAAUCGUCUGCUCAUGGAAACCUUGGCCCUAGCAGACGCCCCUGAUGAGUCUCUAGCUGGAAAGCCAGCCGAGUACCGAACGCACGAGUCCAUCAUCACUCUUCGAGUAGCCUGCAUCAAGAUGCUGACUACAGCGAUGGGCUUUGAAGAGUUUCAAAAAGGUCCUGCCAAUCCUACACGGACGAAGAUCGUAUCCGUCUUCUUCAAAUGCCUUUACUCAGAGUCUAAGCAGACAAUCGAGUCAGCGAACGAUGCCUUGAAGGUCGUCCUAUCCCAGACAACAAAGCUUCCCAAAGAGCUCCUUCAAAACGGGCUCCGUCCUGUGCUCGCAAAUCUCCAGGAUCCGCGUCGUUUAAGCACUCAUGGCCUCGAUGGCCUAGCUCGCCUUUUGCAACUCUUGACGACGUAUUUCAAGGUUGAAAUUGGGUCCCGCUUGCUUGACCACAUCAAAAUUCUUGCCGAGCCAAACAUGCUCCAACGGAUAUCGUUCACUUUAAUUGAGCAGAAUGAAGCUGUAAAGAUCAUCGCUGCCGUAUUCAACAUCUUUCAUCUGCUGCCUCCAGCUGCAGAGCAAUUCAAGGAAAGACUCAUUGACACGGUUUUGGACUUGGAGGACAAGCUACGCCGAACCCGCAAUAGCCCUUUCAGAGCCCCCCUUUAUGAAUACCUCAAUCGAUACCCCAAGGAGGUUUGGCUACUGCUGCUAAGCAAGAUCGAGGACCAAAAAUACGGUCGCUUUCUAGCUCAAGUCUUGGAGCACCCAGAUAGUGGGGCCCUUCGCGAUGUUGUUGUCAACAAUGUUGAAUCGCUGAUCAAGUAUUGUGGGGAUAUGGGGGCCGAGAACAAAGAGAGCCGGUAUACUGCCGUCAUUAAUGCAGUAAACAUCAUGCACUCAAUAUGCAAGGUCGAAGGCACUAGAUCGUGGAUGGACAAGAAGGAGACCCUGACGUGGUUCAAGCUCGUUGGCAAGAAAUUGGAGCUUCAUCUCCGCACCGAUACGUUGCCAAAAAGCCUUCGACUUGCUGCUGAGCAAGCUGGCGAGCAGCUUAUGGUCAUCCUCACCAAAUAUCUCGAGUACCAUCCAAAGGAUUACGAAUCGCUAUUUGCCCUGGUUGAAUCGGUCACCGCGGAGGAUUUCAAGCCCACCCAAGCGCUUUUUGACCACAUUUACCGUCAUGUUAUUUGCAGCGAUUCUAUGGAAACAUGGAAAACUGUCGUCAUGCGCAGCUUAGAUAUCUACGCUGGAAAGGCCGGCUCGCAAAAAACAAAAGCUUUCCUGCUUCAUUAUCUAGUCAACCCGCUCAUUGCUAUGGAUGUCAUGCGCACCUCCAAUCCGUCCAACCCCAAGUCACCAAGGCUUAUGGAUAAAGCUGUCAUCGAGUCAAUUCACACCAAGAUUUGGAAGGUUAGCCUUGGCGACUCGAACGAGGAUUUGACUCAGCCUGCCAUUGACCACACUCGAAUGGAGGUUCUUCAAUUAACCGCAAUGCUCGUCAAGUAUCACCAUGCAAUCUUGCAGGACGCCAGGAAGGAUAUCAUCAAGUUCGGCUGGACAUAUAUUAGGCUUGAGGAUGUGAUCAACAAACAUGCCGCCUAUGUAGUGAUUGGCUACUUCAUAGCUCACUACGAGACCCCUGCCAAGAUUGUCCAGCAGGUCUAUUUCUCGCUGUUGAAGACGAACCAAAACGAAGGCAGAGCUCUCGUCACUCAAGCAUUGGAACUCAUCGCACCCGUCCUUCCCAAGCGGUGCAACGCUGUGCCAGGAGAUCGCAACCCGGUCUGGGCCGCAGCCCCCCGCCGUAUCUUAUCCGAAGAGGGUCAAAAUGUGCAGCAGAUGACUAGUAUCUUCCACUUUCUGGUCAGGCAUCCAGAUCUGUUCUAUGAAUCUCGGGAAAAGUUUAUCAACCUCAUCAUCGGUUCGCUCCGUAAGGUGGCACAGUUCCCAAACCCGUCAAACGAGAGCAAGAAGUUGGUCCUCAAUUUAAUGACCAUGAUAUGGCUGUGGGAACAGAAGCGCGUUGAAGGCAAGGAUGCAUCACCCACGCGAGCUUUCUCUGAAUCUCCAAAUGCGAAGAAGCGAAAGCUUGAAAAUCUCAAUGAGCAAGCGCUCUCCCCUACCCCAUCCAAGACAGGAUCUUCGGUAUCAGGGGCAGCCGACAAGCCCGAAUACAAAACGCCAGUUAUGGCUCAGACUAAGAUGAUCAAAUAUCUUGUGGAGUUCAUCGCAUCUCUCGGCGAGCGCUACCCACUCCCGUCUGCGAAAACCAAAGAUGCCGGAGCGUCGCAUACAGGCUUGCAACCCCCACCAUCGGAAAUGUGCAAAAAGGCGAUGGGCCUUCUUUAUAAUCUUCUCCAGCCCCAAUACUGGGGCGAUGCCCAGGUCGAUCUGUUCCCCAAUGUGACAGAGACAGUCUUAGCAAGCGACCGAACCGUGGCGGCUCUUGCUAGCGAACACUCCGACAAGGACAAACCUGACGAGAAGUUUAUCACAAACAUGAUUAACACUCUCCAGAUAGUGCGCAUCAUUGUCAAUGCCAAACCUGACGAAUGGGUCCUCCAGAACAUGUCCACAUUACAACAUAUUCUCGAGAAGUCUCUGAAGUCAGACAACCCAGAAAUCCAGGAUUGCUUGCAUGCGGCAGACGAAAAUUGGGAUGGCGGUCGGAAAUCAAAACCUUUAGUCAGACGGAUAUUGGAUGCCGUGCCUGACGAUAUUCCAAUGGAAGACGCAGAUGCCGAAGGCGAGCCGGAGGCAUCUACAUCGGAGAUCAUCAAGUUCCUCUCGAGCAUGGCGAUUGAGUUACUCUCAAACAGCAACUAUGCCGCUGGCAUCAACAUCCUGUGGACCAUAGCACAACGAAAGCCUUCGGAAAUGGAUCAGCAUAUCCCCUCCGUUAUGAAGGCUCUUCAAUCGAAGCUUGCUCGAGACCAUGUUGCUCACUACUAUGCGGUCACCGGCCAAUCCGGGAUGGUUGCUCCUGCUAGGCCAGGCGAGGCGGAACCCGCCGGUGUCAUGACCACUUACGACCUGGACAUCCAAACCCGGCUCAUGCUAAAGGCGAUCGAUGUGCUUGCGAUGCGCAUGGAUGUCCUCGGAGAGAAUCGACGCCCAUUUCUCAGCGUUCUUGCCAACCUUGUUGAGAAGUCGAUGAGCAACACUCUGUGCCUGAAAAUCCUUGACAUGGUGGAGACGUGGGUUUUCAAGUCGGAAGGAUCCUGGCCAACGCUCAAGGAGAAGACUGCGGUCUUGCAUAAGAUGCUUACCUUUGAAAAUCGCACGGAUCAGACUCUAUUGAUGCAUUUCUUGGAGCUCGUGAUACGUAUUUACGAGGACCCCAAGGUUAUACGGACGGAGCUCACGGUUCGUAUGGAGCAUGCCUUCUUGAUUGGGACCCGAGCGCAAGAUGUUGACAUGCGCAAUCGAUUUAUGACCAUCUUCGAUAAGAGUCAGUCGAAAACCGCCAGUGCAAGACUGAGCUAUGUCAUCACCACCCAGAAUUGGGAUACCCUGGCCGAUUCUUACUGGCUUGCACAGGCGUCUCAACUGCUCUUUGGAGCCAUGGAUGUAAAUAAUUCCGUGCAACUCCAUUCCGAGGAUUUCCGCGUCAUGCCUGCUUCAACCAUCUUCGGGACUUAUGCUAGAGAUGCCCGUAACCCCACGCUCCCAUCGGACAGCAAAUUUGAUAGCCUGAUUACCUCGCAUAGGCGAUUUGUGGCUGAACUAGGGGAUGUCAAAGUUCGCGAUAUCAUCGACCCACUGAGUCAACUUCAGCAUCUAGAUCCCAACAUGGCCCACGAGAUCUGGGUGGCCUUAUUCCCAAUGUUCUGGUCUGCUACACCCAAGGACGAGCGUGCCGACCUGGAGCGAGGCAUGGUUGCACUGCUUACAAAAGACCACCACUCUCGCCAAAUCGACAAGCGGCCGAACGUGGUUCAAUCUUUGCUCGAAGGGGCGGCCAAAGCAUGGCCAGAAUGCAAGAUUCCACCUCAUGUUCUCAAAUUUGAAGCCAAAACAUACGACGCAUGGUACACUGCGCUCGUACAGCUUGAGAAUGCUGCGAUCAACCCCGAAGUUGAUAGCCCUCUAGUUCGAGAAAGCAAUCUGGAUGCAUUGGUUGAGUUGUAUGCUGGCUUGCAAGAGGACGAUCUCUAUUACGGGACAUGGCGCCGAAGAUGUCAAUUCGUGGAAACAAAUGCUGCCCUUUCAUAUGAGCAGAACGGCAUGUGGGACAAAGCUCAGCAUAUGUACGAGGCCGCGCAGAUCAAGGCUCGUACCGGUGCUAUUCCGUUUUCCCAGGGUGAAUACAUGCUUUGGGAAGACCACUGGGUUCUAUGCGCCCAGAAGCUUCAACAGUGGGAGAUCUUGUCCGAUUUUGCCAAGCACGAGAAUUUCCAAGACCUACUCUUGGAGUGUGCAUGGAAGCAAACCGAUAUGUGGCAGACGCCUGAAAAUCGCGAGUCGCUCGACAACCUAAUCAGGGGUGUUAUGGAUGCGCCUACACCCAGGCGAACUUUCUUCCAGGCUUUCAUGUCAUUGCUGAAGCUCCACAACAAGACUGAAACUCAAGCCGAGUUCAGCAAGGUCUGUGACGAGGCAAUACAGUUGUCCAUUCGCAAAUGGCACCAACUCCCAAAGCGCAUUACGAAUGCGCAUAUACCUCUUCUUCAAAACUUUCAACAGCUUGUGGAACUACACGAUGCAAGUAUCAUAUGCCAGAGCCUGUCGCAGACCAAUCAGGGGAACCUCGACGUCAAAUCUGGCGAAUUGAAGUUGCUCCUCGGGACUUGGCGUGAUCGACUUCCAAAUGUAUGGGACGACAUCACCGCUUGGCAAGAUUUGGUCACCUGGAGGCAACAUAUCUUUGGCCUGAUAAACACCACUUACCUAGGCCUCCUGCCUCAACAAGGUCAGAAUGCUAACGGUGCGUCUUUCGCAUACCGUGGAUAUCAUGAAACUGCCUGGAUUAUCAACCGUUUUGCCCACGUCGCCCGCAAGCAUCAACUUCCUGAAGUGUGUAUCAGCCAGCUCAGCCGAAUCUACACCUUGCCAAACAUCGAGAUUCAAGAAGCUUUCCUGAAGCUUAGAGAACAAGCAAAAUGCCAUUACCAGAAUCCCUCGGAACUCACAAACGGUCUUGAUGUGAUCAACAACACGAAUCUCAAUUAUUUUGGCCCCAACCAAAAGGCCGAGUUCUAUACCCUCAAAGGAAUGUUCUUGGAGAAGCUGGGUCAGCGUGAUGAGGCAGCCGAGGCUUACGGCAUGGCACUGUUCUUUGAUAUUAAGCUUCCAAAGGCUUGGGCCGAAUGGGGUUACUACAACGACCGUCUGUUCAAAGAGAAUCCAACCAAUUACGCAUACGCUAAGAAUGCACUGAGUUGCUAUUUGGAGGCUGCGGGCCUCUUCAAGAACGCGAAAUCUAGGAAGCUACUCACUCGGAUCCUCUGGCUUUUGAGUCUCGACGAUGCUGAAGGCACCCUCUCCGCACAAUUCGACGAGUACAAGGGCGAGACGCCUGUGUGGUAUUGGAUCACAUUCAUUCCCCAGUUACUGACUGGUCUUGGCCAUAAAGAAGCCCCCAAGGCACACGCUAUUCUUGCCAAGAUUGCGAAGUCUUACCCUCAAGCUCUUUACUUCCAAUUGCGCACCAAUCGGGAGGAUAUGCUUGCUAUCAAGAAGACGCAGGAAGCGAAGGAGGCAAGGGAACGACAACUCAAAGCCAGAGCUGAGGCUCAGAAACAAGCAAAUGCUGGUAGCGCAGCUCAAAAGGCAAGCAGCUCGCCACAAGUCCAACGGCAGGAGAUGGCCGGCGCACGACCAGGAAGUUCUGCUAGCUCGAGGCCCGGGACCGCAAACCCCGAGGGCAACACGACUGUCAAGGCAGAAGGAGCCGAAGCAAAUACUGCUCCGAAUGAUACCAAUAUGGCCAACACCGCCGUUGCAAAUGCUCAGCAACCAGUGUCCCAAGCACCACAAAAGAAACCGCCCUGGGAGCACACCGAAGAGAUUCUUGCAGUGCUCAAGACUGCUUUCCCCCUCUUAGCCCUGUCAAUGGAGUCUAUGGUGGAUCAAAUCUCGAAGCACUUCAAAUGCCCACCCGAUGAGGAUGCAUAUCGACUGAUUACUGCGCUGCUCAAUGAUGCUCUCUCCUACGUUGGCAGAAUGCCCACAUCAUAUGCCCAGGAUGUCAAGCUGCCGUCUGCAACAGAGGCCAACAUUACCAGAUUUGCCGAGACCAUCCUCCCUGCGCACAUUCGCACCUCAUUCGAAGUAGACUUUGUCCAAAGGAAGCCUACAAUGUAUGAGUACAUUCACAAACUUCGCAAAUGGCGUGAUAAAUUUGAGGCAAAACUCGAUCGAAGACGGCCAUCUGCGUACCUAGAGGCGUAUAGCCACCAUCUCAGCGAAUUCCGAUUCCAAAAGUUUGAUGAGGUUGAAGUGCCGGGACAAUACCUACAACACAAAGACAAGAAUCAGGAUUUUAUCCGUGUUGAGCGGUUCUUGCCAAACGUGGACCUGGUGCGCGGUAUUGGUGUCUGCCAUCGCAGAUUAAAGAUUCGAGGACAUGAUGGUAGUGUCCAUCCUUUCGCCAUACAACAUCCAGCCGCUCGUCAUUGCAGGCGCGAAGAGCGAAUAUUACAGCUGUUCAGACACUUCAAUGGCACCUUGAGCAAGAGAAAGGAGAGCCGACGCCGCAAUUUGAAUUUCCAUCUUCCCCUGAUGAUCCCUCUUGCUCCACACAUCCGCAUGGUCCAAGAUGAUCCCAGCUACGUCUCAUUGCAAGGCAUAUUUGAGGAUCACUGUAGGAAGAGUGGCAUGUCGAAGGACGACCCUAUUCUAUUCACCAUGGAGAAAAUGAGGGCUUUAGUAGAGACCAAGAAACACCCCGACCAGUCCAUGACUGCCAAGCUGGAGACUUUUACCGCCAUUCAAGAGAGAUGGGUUCCCCACACUAUCGCCCUGGAGUACUUCACCAAGGUAUACCCCUCGUUCUCGGAGUUCUGGCUCUUCCGGCGACAUUUCUCUUACCAGUUUGCUGCCCUUACGUUUAUGACAUAUGUUCUACAUAUGCACAACCGAUACCCACAGAAACUCAACAUCGCUCGCGGCACCGGCAAUGUAUGGGGCUCAGAAUUGAUGCCGUGCAUGACAGCAGGAAAGGCCUUCUUCCACAAUCCGGAACCUGUUCCGUUCCGUCUUACGCCCAAUUUACAAACCCUCAUGGGCCCACUCGCAACGGAAGGGAUAUUCAGCUGCGCCAUUAUGGCCAUUGCCCGCUGUCUCACCGAGCCGGAAUUUGAACUCGAGCAACAGCUUAGCUUGUUCGUCCGAGACGAGAUGAUCUUCUGGUUUACCAGCAAUCAUAGGUCGGGUCAUAUGGGAGAGGGACAGUUGAGAGAAACUGUGCAGAAUAAUAGCGAACUCAUCGUCAAGCGUGCACUAAGUCUUGCGCAGUCACCGGCUGGUGCUUUGCCUGCAAACCAAACUGUUAUUGAUUUGAUUGCCAAGGCGGUGAAUCCUAUGAAUCUGUCUCAGUGUGAAGCGCUCUUUAUGCCAUAUUUGUGA